Messenger RNA from Anolis sagrei ordinatus, 6188 nucleotides. RefSeq names its product fibronectin type III domain containing 9 (gene FNDC9). The record is from RefSeq and is a predicted model, not a curated record. Gene Ontology annotation, molecular function: protein binding. Lineage: Eukaryota; Metazoa; Chordata; Lepidosauria; Squamata; Anolidae.
CCUCCUCCCCAAACCAAGGAGAUCAGUAGUGAUGUCACUGCUCAACCGAGCAUUAUUCGCUUGGCAGCUGAGCAAACCCAGGCACAGAAAAGCAGAAUCUAACUAGAGCAGCCCAGCAAUGCCUUUCCUAUCAGGAGGUAAAAAGGAGAAAGUGAAGGCUGACAUUCUCUCCCUGGAAAUCCUGGACAAAAGACUACCCGGGACAGUAUGUUCUUGUGUUAUCAGUUUAGACUGAUAACACAAGAGGUCUCCCCUCAUCACUAGCAUCUAUCUGGAAGAAAACUGAAAGGUUAAAUAAUGAAAAAUUGGUCCAAAUAACCUGCUGGAGGACAACUGGCAAACAAAGACCAUGAUGAACACGACUUGCGCAGAAAAGGAGGUUGACAUUAUUUCCACUCAGUUACCUGAUGGAAACCACGGGAUUUUUACACUGAGAAAUUGAUGAGCACCAGCACUUAUCCUCUCAAGAUUUUUUUCUUGGAAAAAAGAAACAUCAACGGUUGUUUUUUCUGAAGCUAAAUUCUUGGAAGAAGAUCAAUAGCACAAUGGGAGUAACUGUACAAAAUAUAACCGGAAGCACUGCCCUAGUUAUCUGGCCCAAAAUGGCUGGCUGCGUAGAUAGCUUCUACAGUAUAAUGUACAAUCCAAACUGGGACAAGAUGCUAUCAGGAUACACCAGAAAACACUUCCAGAAAGAAGAGAGAGUGCCCGCUAGCCGUUCUUCGUUUCUCAUUGAGAACUUGAUCCCAUUAACAACGUACAUCCUGUGUGUAACAUGCCAGUCGGCAAACCCAUCCAGUGACCAGUGCCGAAUUUUUAACACACCAGAGCAAGAUCCAGCCUCCAAAAGCAACAAAAAGAAAGACAUAGCAGUGGGCAUCUGGCUAACCAGCACCGUUUUGCUUCUCAUCAUUGUCGGCAUCCUUGUAUACAGCUGCUUGCACAUAUGGUGGCGCAAGAAAAGAGAGAGUUCAGAGAGGCAGAGUAUUAGUCCAGAUGAUAAAGGAGAGACGUGGUCAAAAAAUGAACUGUACAAUUCACAAGAUUUCAACAAGGAAAGCCAAUAUGUUCAAGGUGUUGAGGUUCAAAGCACUAAUAGUGUUCAAUUAGCUACUGUUAUUGCAAAUCCUUUAACAUCGAAAAAGCCCAUCAUGCUGAGCUCCAAAAGUCAAGACUUUGUGCCCAUGUCGCUAUGCCAAUCUGAUAUACGGUAGGUGUCUUUAAUUGAGACGAGCGACUGUUCCUUGAAAAAGAAACAUUACUAAGAUAUCCUAACACAUUACCAAAUCACAUCUUCUAGCACAUCAAAGGAAACUAUCAUAUCUGCAUUCCGUUGGAGGAGAAAUACUGCAUAAGAGGGAAAAUGUGGUUUUUCAAAACAAAGAAAAAAAGCAACAACUGAGUUUCAGGAAGUUUCUCUAAAACUCUGGGACAAUUAACAGAAUUUUUGAUUGUAUUUCUUUGGCUUCCACAUUAAAACAACUUGUUCUUGCCUAGGUUUGAAAAGUGGUUUGCCAUAAAUGAAAGGAUUGGGCAGCCAUUGAGUAACAAACAUUGAUUUCAAAGUUCCCUGAAAGCAUGAAACUGCGUUUAUGUUUCUUUAGAUCUUAGCCUGCGUUUGUAAUUUGGAACACAAACCUGCUGAAAGAGGAAAAACUGGAAAUGGAUGCUGUUCAACCAUCUCAAACUUGUACUAUAUACCAAUUGAGAAGAAAGGUAAAUGGGACCUAAAAAGCAGGAGAGACUCAUAGGACAUUUUACCCUGCUUUCUGACAAUGUGCAUCUUCUAACAUGAAGUUUGUCCAUCAGUUUCAUUCUCUUGAUGCUAUAGUUGCUAGUGAUACCAUUUUAAACGUUAUAACAUCUUGACUAAAAUGUGUUAGCUAAAUUUCCGAUGUUAUGUAUGUCUUUUAUUAAUAACCGUGAAAUACGUAAUUUGAAUAGUUCAAGUUCAUAGUCUUUUGCCAGUAUAAGGAAAACUGUACAGUUUAAAUACAUGACCACUGAAACGAUUUUUAGCUUUUUCACUUGAAACCCAACUAUCUAACUGUCUUCUAGCUUGCCCUGAUAAUAUACUGCCUGAAACAAAUUGGAGACUGAAUAUCCCUUAUCCAAAAAACUUGGGACCAGAUGUGUUUUGAAUUUCAUCUUGUUUUUUGGCUGAUGGAAUAUGUGAGGAGAUAUCUUGGCAAUGGGGCCCAUGUCUAAACACAAAAAUCCUUUCUGUUUCAAAUCCUUAUACAUAUAGCCUGAAGGUUAUUUUAUACAAUUUUUAUUUAAUGUUGCACAUGAAACAAAGUGUGUGCAUAAUGAACAAUCAAAAAACAAAGAUGUCUAUAUCCCUGCCAUCUUUGUAGAUAAUUCUGGAUUGUAGAGUAGUUAGGAUUUUGGAUGCUCAACCUGAAUGGAUUUAAUAUUUAUUUUAUAUAGCAUCAUGCAUGCUAUCUGUGGCUCAUUCCAGUUUUUUUUAAAGCAGAUUUACAAAACAUAAGGAUUAAUUCAGGUGCCAAACAGGGUAGCUUUGUGCCAAACUAAUGCUGAUCUGAUUUUUUUUUUUUGGUGGAACCAUUCAUUCACUAAGCAUUUUAAAUAUUUUAACCUCACUGGCUGAAGGGGGACAAUUUUUUGAUGCAGGCAGGGAUUCAUGUGCCCCACUUCUACACCAAAACCAAAGCAGACAAGAGCAUAUUACCCAUUUUUGUGGACUGGUGCCAUGUGUUUUUAUUGUUCAGUGUUUUCAAAAACCCACUACUUGACAUAAAAUGUGAAUGAAGUUUAAAAAAAAAAGAAAAAAAAAGAAAAAUGCUGAAUGUUUAUUUAGGCUUCUAGUUCUGAGUUACUGCUUAUUGCCACAAUAUCCCUGUCUUUAAUGCUAUUUGUUGUUACAAUUUUAAAGUAUAAUUUCAAGUUCUGGACUGAAUGCAAGCUAUGUUUGUGCAAACAAUUUGCCCUAUUUUACUAUCCCUAUUUGGGCAUUUUAUUGCACCAACAAUUAAAACUGUGGGAGGGAACGUGAGGAUGAGUUAAUUAGUUCUGCUUCCAUCCACCUCCAUAUCUUGGAGGAUGAAUGUCAACAACAGGGGAAACUCCUCUACUCAUAGUUUCCCCUAUAAAAAGAUUUUAAACCUCAAUACUUCUAGGAUUCUAAAUAGCACUUUGAACAUGUAUGGUUUGGAACUGUUACUGACUUUUGUUGUGUGCCUUCAAGUCAUUUCUGGCUUAUGGCUAUCCUAAUGUGAAUCUUUCACAAGGUUUUCUUGGCAAGAUGUGUUCAGGGGAAGUUUGCUUUUGCCUUCCUGUAAGGCUGUGAAAGUGUGAUUUGCUAAGGUCACCCAGUAGAUGUCCAUGGAAGUCUGUGGAUUCAGAGCCUGGUUUCCAGAGUCCUAGUCCAAAGUUCAAUCCACUACUCUACAAAUCACCUACAAAUCAGUGGUCAGUGGUCAUACUAGCUGAGGAGUUUGGAAAUUUAACAAAAAAGGUUAAAUUUCCAACUACAGGCUCUAAAUCACAUAUAGACAUUAACACUUCAAUUUACAGAUGGCAAUGGGGAUGAUGACGAAGAGAGUAAUAUAGAAGUCAGAACUAGCCUCCUUAUCCCAGCUAACCCCAUAAGAUCCCGCAGCACUAAAUAUAGUUUUCAUGAUCUAGGAAGGGAGAGAAGGAACAGAAGAGAUAGAGCAUCACAAAGCUUAUUCUUAUGAAUCAAGCAAGGUUUGACUGUUUUCUCUAAAUGGGACAAAAAUAUCUCUAAGGGGGCAUUUACCUUUACAUUUAUUGCAAUUUGAUGCCACUUUAACUGUUAUGGCUGAAUACUAUGGAAUCAUGGGAAUUGCGGUUCACAAGGUCUUUAGGCUUCUCUGCCAAAGAGUACUGGAGUCUCACAAAACUACAACUCUCAGAUUUUAAUAGCAUGGUGCCAUGGCAGUUAAGUUGUGUCAAACUGUAUUAAAUUUACAGUGUAGAUGCACCUUAAGCCAACCCUUGCAAGUUAUUUGCUCCCUCUUCACCCAUACAAACACACAGUACUACUUAUAUUGUACAAAUAUGCUUAUAGUGGAAGACAUUAAAACAAUACAGAAGAUGGUCCUUUAGCUAUGUAUUUUAACUACAUUGCAGUCCACCACAAGACAUGAGUAAAGGCAGAUAUUUUUAUUAUUAUUGGAAUAUCGUCGUCAUUAUGAAUUGAGAGUUUUAAGAACUCUUGACUAUUGAGUACAAUUUUGGGAAUAGCUUUCACAUGCAAAAACAAAUAAGGAAUAUUAACCUUUGAUCCAUGAAGAUAUUGGGGUUGUGCAUUCGGCUGUUUAUCUCUCUGGAAUUCCUGGGAAAAUGGCAACACAGUUCGAACAAACCUAUACAAAUCAAACAAGGUAUCACAGCAAGUUACAUUUGUACUACUAUUAUAUCAUUUAUUAUCAAAUGACUCUAAAUGACAUUUUGUACAAUAAGCUUUCAGUUUAUCCCACAACGUAAAAUUGAUAAUAAGACAAAGUAAUUGUUUACAUCUGGGAUGGCCAAUGGGUUGCAUAUCAGAAAAAGAGCCUCUGUAUUCUCUUCUUGGGAGACAAUUUCAUUAUUUCACAAUUUGUCCCACCAAGAUGUUCCCCCCCCUCUCUCUCACACAACCCCCCCCCCCAAAAAAAAACCCUGGGAAUUGGGGCACAAUACUCUAAAUCUGGAUAGGAAAAGGAUGCCUCAUAAGACUGAUGCCACCUCCAGAGCUAUUUUGUAACAAAAAUCCCAGGGAUAUUUUUUCAAAUGUUUUUCAAUAACUUCCCCCCUAAAUGUUCCCAUGAAGGUGUGGGGAGUAUUCUGAUACAUUCCGAUGCCCUUCUAAACCAAUUCCGUUCUUUAAAAUAAUAAAAAAGGGAUCUAAAAUGACACUGGGUCUAUAAAAUGCUGAAAAUGCUCCAUGCACUCCCUAGGGCAGUGUUUCCCUACUUUUUUUGACCAGGGACCACUUUGACCAGGGAUCACUCUCCAAAAGGGUUACGAAUCAGUUUUUGGUCAACUUUAGAUUCGGUUUGGUUAUUUGGGGUGCUGAUUCAGAAAAUUGCAUUGGAUAGACUAUAUCAGCUCUAGUUUUUGAUAUAAAACAUAUGCCAUCCAGUAGUUGCCAUUUGCUCGCCCACAGAAAACCAUAUUCAAUAAUCUAGAGCUGCAGACCUUAUUAUAGGAAUAUUUCGGGGCAUCAGGGGCAAUUCGUUUCAGGGGCAGGCAGUGCCGCACCCCAAAAUCUCCUGGGAGAUUAAUGCAGUGCCUCAUUCUUCCACAGUUGUCCUCCCUGGCUCUAGGACAUUGUAAGCAUUGCAAAUGAUGUAAUAAUAAUAACAACACUUUAUUUAUAUUCCGUUCUAUCUCAGAGCGGAUUACAACAUACACAGAUAGGAAAUCUUCAAUGCCUUUAAUACAGUGAAAUAACAAUGACACACAAAUACACAGAACAAAGGUAAAGGCUUCCCCUUUCAUCUCUGGCUUCUGGAGGCAGCGCUCAACUCUGGCCAUGGGGAGGUGCUCUUUUUCUAUUUCCAAGCCGAGGAGCCUGUUGUCUGUAGACACCUGGUUGUGUCGCCGGUAUGGCUGCAUGAACAACCAAACAGAGUGGAAAUUUAUGAAAAAACUGUGGAGGUUCUGGAGCUGGAGGUCACAAAACUGAUGAAUUUCAUGUAUUUUCAGGUAAAUGGAUACUUGGUUCCUAGAAUAUUUUUCUCCAUUUAAUGUUACUCCAUCUCUAGCCCUCAUCCAUAUCUAUUUCUUUUAUAGGUUUGAGGUUUUUUUUAAUGGAUAAAAACGGUAAAGGUUUCCCCUGACAUUAAGUCUAGUUGUAUCCAACUCAUCUCCAUUUCUAAACUGAAGAGCCAGCGUUGUCCGUAGACACCUCCUAGGUUAUGUCAAUGGCCUGACUGCAUGGAGCGAUGUUAUCUUCCCACAGAAACAGUAUCUACUGAUCUACUCACAUUUGCAUGUUUCAAACUGCUAGGUUGGUAGGAGCUAGCACUAACAAUGGGAGCUCAUCCUGACCCAUGGCUUUGGAUCACCAAGCUUUAUCAGUAAAUAUUUUAUUUUAUACCUAUAAUAUAUACUCCUAUAUCUGGGGUCACAUUAAAAAUUCAGAUGGAAAGGGGUUGCAAAUGGGAAAAGAUUACAAAGCCCUGCUCUAGAGGAUACAAUAAGUUUGGGGUUUUUUU